This is a messenger RNA of Jaculus jaculus (lesser Egyptian jerboa), 908 nucleotides long. It is a transcript of the gene Dhfr, whose product is annotated as dihydrofolate reductase. Gene Ontology annotation, molecular function: dihydrofolate reductase activity; NADP binding. The transcript has 6 exons. Gene Ontology annotation, cellular component: mitochondrion. The coding region runs from base 63 to 626 and encodes 187 amino acids. Gene Ontology annotation, biological process: tetrahydrofolate biosynthetic process; glycine biosynthetic process; dihydrofolate metabolic process. The record is from RefSeq and is a predicted model, not a curated record. Lineage: Eukaryota; Metazoa; Chordata; Mammalia; Rodentia; Dipodidae.
AACUCGCUGGGCAAGCCCCGAGCGCGCCCCGAGCUUGCUCCGAAGUGACGGCUGCCGCUGGCAUGGGGCGUCCGCUGAAUUGCAUCGUCGCCGUGUCCCAGAACAUGGGCAUUGGCAAAAACGGGGAACUGCCCUGGCCCCCGCUCAGGAACGAGUUCAAGUAUUUCCAGAGAAUGACCACAACCGCUUCAGUGGAAGGUAAACAGAAUCUGGUAAUCAUGGGUAGGAAAACCUGGUUCUCCAUUCCUGAGAAGAAUCGACCCUUAAAGGACAGAAUUAAUAUAGUUCUCAGUAGAGAGCUCAAGGACCCACCACAAGGAGCUCAUUUUCUUGCCAGAAGUCUGGGUGACGCUUUACAGCUCAUUGAACAACCCGAGCUAGCAAAUAAAGUAGACAUGGUGUGGAUCGUCGGAGGCAGUUCGGUUUAUAAGGAAGCCAUGGACCAACCAGGACAUCUGAAACUGUUUGUGACAAGGAUCAUGCAAGAAUUUGAAAGUGACACAUUUUUUCCAGAUAUUGAUAUGGAGAAAUACAAACUUCUCCCAGAAUACCCAGGUGUUCUUUCUGAGGUCCAGGAGGAAGAAGGCAUUAAGUACAAAUUUGAAGUAUAUGAAAAGAGAGAUUAACCUGAAGAUGCUUUCUGAUUCAUUCAAAUUAUUCCACUUCUUUAAAAUUAUAUGAAAAAGAUUUACUGACUUUCGAUCUAUGGAUAAUUAUUUCUUUCAAGAGGAUUUUUGUUGGAGAGGAAAAUGUCUUGUGGUGCCGUGGAUAGAACCCAGGGCCUUAUACAUACUAGACAGGUGCUCUACCACUGAGCCACAUUCACAGUCCCUGGGUAGUUGUUUCUAACCAUUGUUUUUAAUCCCCAUUAAUCUCACUAGAUUCUAUUAAAUGCUGCUUAAGAAACA